ACCUCUCUCUCUCUCUCCUCUCUCUCUCUCCGCUCUCAGUGUCGUUGUACAAAACUCUUCUGCGAAACCCUAGAUUCUCUGAAUUUCAAAAAUUCAAUCCUGAACUCACAAUCUCCCUCUCUCUCUAUUGGAGCUCCAAUCCACUGCGCGCUUCUUCUCCUUCUCUCGAUCUCCUCUCCCCCUCCCUCCAACUUCCUCACUUUUCGAUGGCGGAGGGCAAGCUCGAUCUGCCCGACGAUCUCCUCUCCUCCAAACCCUCCGAUCAGUCCUGGACCUCCAAAGUUGAAGCCUCUGGAGGAAAUGAUGAAGAAAAGGUGCUUAUUGGGUCAUCUGAUGACUUGAAAGAUCCAGCUGCCUCAGAGAGCAUACCUUUGUCCCCCCAGUGGCUUUAUGCCAAACCCAGUGAGUCUAAGUUGGAAAUGCGCGGCCCAAGUUCCCUUGGAAACUCUACUGAUAGCAACCAGAAGGAAGGUUGGCGUUUGGAAGGAUCUGAUGACAAAAAAGAUUGGAGGCGGCCUGCCACUGAAAGUGAAAGUAGCCGUCGCUGGCGUGAAGAGGAAAGAGAAACUAGCUUGCUUGGUGGCAGAAAAGACCGAAGGAAACCAGAACGCCGUGUCGACAGUGUUCCAGUGAGAGACACAACUGACAAUAGGGCACUGCCUGCAUCUGAAAGGUGGAAUGAUGGCCGUACUUCUGCACAUGAAGCACGGCGUGAUAGCAAAUGGUCAUCAAGGUGGGGUCCUGAAGACAAAGAAAAGGAGACUCGAACUGAAAAGAAAACAGAUAUGGAGAAGGAAUAUGCUCACAGUAACAGUGACAAUCAAUCCCUUGGAGGUAACAACCGUUCAGCUUCUGAGCGUGAGUCAGAUUCUCGGGAUAAAUGGAGGCCACGCCAUAGGGAUCUUCACUCUGGUGGGUCAAAUGCUUACCGUGCUGCACCAGGAUUUGGACUUGAAAAAGGACGGGUGGAGGGUUCAAAUUUGGGAUUUACCAUUGGAAGAGGGAGGGCAUCUGGUGUCGGGAGAUCAUCUGCAGGUGUUAUUGGCUCUGCUCCUUCUGGAAAAAGUGAAAGUGUUCCUGGGAAACCUAGGCACUCAGCUGAUAGUUUUUGCUACCCAAGGGGAAAGCUUCUUGACAUUUAUCGCCAGCGAAAGCUUGAUCUAUCUUUUGCUACCAUGCCAGAUGAGAUGGAAGAAUCGCCUCCUACAACUCAAGUGGGCUUUGUGGAGCCAUUAGCUUUUCUUGCCCCCGAUGGUGAAGAGGAGGCCAUCCUCAGUGAUAUAUGGAAGGGAAAGAUUACAAGUAGCGGGGUAAUAUACAAUUCAUUUAGAAAGGGAAGAUCAACUGAAAACAAUACAGGUGGCGGAGACUUGGAAGCUGUUGAUGGAGUUCUGGGUAUUUUGCCCUCGAGCAUCACCGAAGAGACGAACAAUAUCUUGCAGGAUUCUGCAAAUGCUGAUGAUUAUGGGACUUCAUGGAAUUCUGGUGCACAAAGGAAUGUGGUAGAUGAAAAAGAUGUCAAUCAUAAAGAAUGGGAAACCAAAUCUAGCGCAGAAAAGGACCUUGAUGGAUUUUCUCAAACAUUUCGGAAAAGUAAUGGUAUCUGCAGUGACGUUGAGACUGAUGGUGGCAGUAGGAAAAAUGAAGAUUCUUUUUUAUACGGCCAUUCUUUGUCGAAUGACAUUGAGUUUGCAACUUCUGACUUAAGAUCAAAACUUCACGAUGGUUCAAAUACUCUCUACGCUUUUGGCUCGUCUGAGCAGAAUCUGAAUAAUAAUUCUCGGGUGAAAGAGUUAGAAAGGGAUGUCCCUCCUGAGGAUUUAUGUUUGUAUUACCUUGAUCCUCAAGGGGCGGUUCAGGGACCAUAUUUGGGGGUAGACAUUAUUUCAUGGUUUGAACAAGGGUUUUUUGGGACAGACUUGCCUGUUCGAUUGGCGGAUACUCCUGAAGGAACACCUUUCAUGGAAUUGGGGGAGGUCAUGCCGCAUCUGAAAGUUUGGGAUGCGCAAGGGAAUAUUGUAAAUCCAACUUCUCAUAUAGAAGAAUCAAGUGGCUCCUUAGGGAAUAUAGAGUCUAGCUUACCUUCUUCCGCUCCAGUUUCAGAAAUGACUACAUUAGUGGUGAAUGACUUACGGCGGCCAUUGACUGAUCUAAAUAGCCUUUCAACUCUGCAUAUUCAACCUAGAAAUUCUGAUCCUGAAGCUCCACUACAACUGCCACAUUCAACGGCUCAAAGCUUUAAUGAUUUUUAUGCAGAAGAUGAAGAUAUUGUGUUUCCAGGAAUACCUGGAACCACCGGCUAUUCUACUGCAAGAUCUUCUGGAACCAUUCAUGAUUCUAUUGAAAAUUCUAUUGGCCACCUUCCUUCUCCAACUGAGCUGACAGAAUCUGGUGUGCCUAUUCAGAAUGAUGACAAGUUGCACCCCUUUGGCUUGCUUUGGUCUGAGUUAGAAGGCGGUCAAACAAAACAAGUCAAGCCAGCCAAUAGGCCUUCGAACAUGGGGAGGGCUGUUCCAUUUAGUGGAAUUUCUGAUACAGCGAUUCUUGCUGAGACAUGGUCUGAUGUUCAUAGAAAAAAUGCAGUCUCUGAUUCAAACCUGUAUCAAGACAUGGUAGCCCCUCGUCAAUUGGCACACAUGGAACAGGAACCCAGUCAUUAUGAUUUAGCGGAGCAGCUUAUGUCACAGCAAAUUCGACAGCAGCAGCUCCAACAGCGGAAUAUGUUGUCUAGCUUUGGACACUUGAAUGAUGCAGCAUUAGAGCAUUUGCCAAGUCAGAAUCUUAUCCACCAACAGUUAGCCAACCAUUCUUCAGCAGAUCUGGAUCAUCUUUUGGCACUUAAGAUGCAACAGCACCGGGAGGCUCAGCUCCAGCAACAUCAGCAACUGCAACAGCAGCAGUUUCAUCAACAGCAGAAGCUUUUACAGGAGCAACAGCAGUCCCAAGUGCAACAGGUGCUUCUUGAACAACUACUGCGUGGUCAAAUGCAUGAUCCUGCGCUUAGGCAGCCACACGUUGAUCCUGUCAGAGCAAACAACGUUCUUGAACAGGUUCUAUUAGAGCAGCGCCUUAUGCAUGAACUCCAACAAAGGUCUCACCAUUUUCCGAGGCAUGUUGAUCCAUCUUUGGAGCAGCUUGUCCAAGCGAAGUUUGGUCAGUCACCACCACAAGCAGAUUUUCUUGAUCUACUGUCUCGUGCGCAGCAUGAACAAAUUCAAUCACUGGAACAUCAGAUGCAAGCCAGGCAGUUACCAACGGGGAUGAGACAGAGGAUGGAAGACGACAGACAUGGUGGUUCUGUCUGGCCAGCCGAUGAAUCAAAUCAGUUUUUGAGGACCCAUGCUGGUGCUCAGCGAGCUCACUCUUCCGGAUUUAGUCCUUUAGAUUUUUAUCAGAGGCAACAGAGGCCAUCCCAUGAGGAGCAGCUUAGCCAACUCGACCGUAAUCUUUCAUUGCAGGAUCGACUUCAGCAAGGGUUUUAUGAGCCUGGCUCUCAUCCGUUUGAGCGGUCUAUGUCACUGCCUGGGGCACAAGGGAUGAACUUGGAUGCUAUAAAUGCCAUGGCUCGUGCUCAGGGCUUGGAUAUGCAGGAUUCCCUUGGACGGAUGCCAUCGGGUGGUCAAUUGGGAACAUUUUCAUCUGGCAUCCAUUCUCAUAAUCCUCAUCACCCUCUUCCUAACCAAUUUCAUGCUUCACAUUUGGAUGCAAUUGAGGGUCACUGGCCCGAGAAGAAUGAACAGCUAGAAAAUGAUUGGAUGGACUCUCGGUUUCAGCAGUUGCAUAUUAAUGCUGAGCGGCAGAAAAGGGAGUCAGAGAUCAAUAUUCCUUCUCAGGAUCGAGGUUUAUGGAUGUCAGAUGGAUUGAAUGAAGAGCAUUCAAAGAGACUAUUGAUGGAGUUACUCCAUAAAAAAUCAGCCCAUCAACCUGCUGAGUCAUUGAAUGUCAACAAUGGCUUGUUCUCUGAUAAAAGGCCUUCAUCUGGCAUGUACUCUGGUUCAAGCUCUUCAAGUCACCCAUUCAGUCUUCAUUCAGACCAAGAAGCAGGUCUAAAUAAUUCAUUUCGAGUAGGAUCGUACGGUUCAAAUCAUAUGGAGCUCCCACUGGAAGAGCGGGCCAGCAGCAUGGAAAGCAAUGAAAAGUUGGUGUAUAGAUCUGAUUCUGGAGCAUUGGUUGAGAGAGAGUCAUUCUUGGCUGGCAUCAAUGCUACGAGUCAGCCGAUUUACACAAAUUCUAACAUGAUUAGUAAGUCUUCUAUCAGUAAAGAGGUUUCGGAGUUGGAGGGAAGGAAGCGUGGGAUGAAGAAUGAGGGGAUCAUUAGGGGACAAGGGUUUGACACUCAAGAACGAAUGGUUGAACAAGCAGGGUUGGCUGCUCCAGAUUAUGAGGAGAGGUCAGCAAAUUCCCUUAACAUGCGUUCGUCAUCUGGUGUUUCAGGCUUUCAUAGCGACAAGAUUGGCCGAAGUAAUUCAUUUGCCGAAGAAACAACCAGGGAUCGGGUUCCAGCCCCAUCCAAAACUCAAGAUAAUAUUCUGCUGAGACGACCUCCUGUCUCAAGCGCUUCAGCAUCCCACGAAGGAUUGUCAGAACUGAUCUCUAAUCCAGUCUUCCGAGGAAAAAGUGCAAGUGCCGCUCCAGAUGGGGGGAGGCAAGACCCCGUUGUUCAUCCAGUAAACCAAGGUCCAGAUGCCUUGCCGUCAUCUUCAAAGAAAGAAAUGCAAUUUCGCCGUACUUCAUCCGCCAGCGAUUCUGAUGUGUCAGAGGCUUCAUUUAUGGAUAUGCUUAAGAGUAAUACCAAGAAGCUGGCUCCGACGGAUGCCCAUGCAACGGCGGGAGAAGAUGCAAUGCAAGGGAACCGGAGUGGCAAAAAGAAGGGAAAGAAAGGGAGGCAAAUCGAUCCUGCCCUCCUUGGUUUUAAAGUUACCAGCAACCGGAUAAUGAUGGGCGAAAUCCAUCGCAUAGAUGAGUAGGCCCGUUUAUUGUGUAAUUUAUGUGUAAAUCUCCGUUUCAUCAUAGUCUCGUAUAGGUUUAGAACACUCGAUGUAAAGCAUCUCCGGGUGAAAAUUCUUUUAUUUUUUCUCCCCGUCCAUAAAGAUCGAUUGAUCAGCGAUCUGGAUUUCAAGGAUGGCGAUCCAAUGAUACAUCUGUAUAAAUGGAAAUUAAAACGUAGUCGAAGUUGGGAUAAUAUCAGUAUGAUUACCGUCA
Molecule: messenger RNA, 5202 nt
Organism: Pyrus x bretschneideri (Chinese white pear)
Lineage: Eukaryota; Viridiplantae; Streptophyta; Magnoliopsida; Rosales; Rosaceae
Product: protein ESSENTIAL FOR POTEXVIRUS ACCUMULATION 1-like
Exons: 11
Coding region: 207-4967 (1586 amino acids)
Molecular function (GO): protein binding
Source: RefSeq, a predicted model, not a curated record